This is a messenger RNA of Podarcis muralis (Common wall lizard), 3014 nucleotides long. RefSeq names its product ABI family member 3 (gene ABI3). The record is from RefSeq and is a predicted model, not a curated record. Gene Ontology annotation, biological process: regulation of cell migration; neuron migration. Gene Ontology annotation, cellular component: actin-based cell projection; lamellipodium; SCAR complex. NCBI's taxonomy places the organism in Eukaryota, Metazoa, Chordata, Lepidosauria, Squamata, Lacertidae. Gene Ontology annotation, molecular function: SH3 domain binding; signaling adaptor activity.
AUAAAUUUCAGGGUGUCAGCAAGACGACAUCUGGGACAGAAGGCUGAGGGGGAGGGAUCAGCUCUGCCCACGGGAGGCAACUCAAGUACAAAAAGAGUCCACCAGCCCAGCCGCGAGGUUCAAAACCUGUCUGCUGCUGAGACCGUGCGCUCAGAGAAGGAAGUGGGGAGCCGCGAUAUGUCUGAGUUGCAGCAGCUGAUGCAGAACGCCAUCCCCAGCGCCAGGGGAACCCUGAAGGACAACUACAGCAACCUUCUCAAAGUGGCAGAUUACUGCGAGAGCAACUAUGAGGAGGCAAAGGACAAGCGGAAAGCCCUCGAGGAAACCAUGGCUUUUGCAACCCAGUCAUUAGCCAGCGUGGCUUACCAAAUCAGCAACCUGGCGAGCGAUAUCCUCAAAACGAUGGACUUGCAGCUGGCUGAAGUCCGGCAGGUGGAAGCCAAAGUCUGCUCCAUUGCGCAGGUGGUGGAGAUGCACAUGGAGAAAGUGUCCCGCCGAGAGAUCGGGGCUCUUUCUGUUUGCAAGAGAUUUCCGCACCAACAGAAAAUCAUCCCCCCAAGCCACGUGGAGCCCCUGGAGGCGUAUUACAGGAAACCGCUGAACUUCAACAGUUUGGACGAUGUUGGGCACGGAAUAAAGGAUCAUGGCACACAGUUGGCCAAAACAGGGACUCUCUGCCGGCGAGGAAAUGCAACAUCAUCAGGGCAGUCAUCUGGGAGCCUUAGGAGAAGUCAACGGAUUCCAGAGCCAAUACGGCCACCAGUUGUCCCAGAGGGCAAACCCUCCUCAUCUGCUUCAUCUUUGUCAUCACUGAGCCCCACAGAAGCUAUGGAGAAGACUGGUAUGAUCGCAUCUACUGAACCACCUCCACCGCCUACGCUCUCGCCUUUUCCUCCACCGGCAGAGGCAAGUGAUGUUCUUCCUCCUCCUCUUCCAGAAGAUCUGUUGCCACCGCCGCCACCUUUUGCAGUCAGCGAUGUCACCCCAGACCUUGAUUUUCCAAUGACCCCUCCACCGUUGGACGCCUCUAAUUUGGAGCAGCUGGUGCCUCCGCUCCUUCCCCCUCCGCCACCCCCAGAGAAAUUGCCAUGGGCCCCCGACACCUAUCUGGAAAAAGUGGUGACCCUCUACCCUUAUACUCAGCAGCAGGAACAAGAACUCUCGUUCGCAGAGGGGACUGUUAUUUACGUGACACGAAGAUACUCAGAUGGCUGGUGUGAGGGGGUGACAAGUGAUGCAAAGGGAUUGUUCCCAGGGAACUAUGUGGAGCCUUUUCCAUGAAGGAAGCAGAACGGAUGCUGGAGAUUAUUAUAAUUUUUUAAAAAUGCAGAUACUUAAAAUGUGAGAUCUGGUGAAGACUGACUACUCUGUUCUUGGUCUCAUAGAAGGAAACUUGGGUGGAAGUUGGUGUGUUGGCAUAUCAACAGCCAUAUUUCCCUCCCACCCCACUUCAUGCUAGCCAGGCUGAAGUAAUAGCUAGGAGGGGGGCAUUUAAGAAUAUCAGAGCAUCCUCAUCACCUCAAUUGAUUGGAAUGCAGAGAUGUCGGGUUAAAUAUCUGCUGUGGUUCCUCUCUCUUCUCCUCCUCUACAAAGCCUGUGCAACAGCUGUGCUAAGUGUGUGCAAUCCUAUACACACUUAGGCGGGAGAUUGUCCUGUUGAACGCCAAGGGGCCGAGUUCCGAUUUGACACGUACAGGAUUGCAACCCGCAGCAGCUGUUUCCGAAGCAACGAUUGCCUCAUCGUCAUCAACACCAUCACUUAACACCGUCUCAGUUUUAGUGUAACACUGUGAUGCAUCCACUCUGCCUGCCCUGAGUAUCCCAUGUGUGGAUAAUCUUAUAUUUCCAUAGCGUCAUUGUUAUACUGCUGUUAUUUUAAUUGAUUUUAAAGCCAGUUCUGUAAUAUACGUUCAACGGAAAGGUUGGGCAUGGGGGGGGGGAAUACAGCAUAAAUGAAUGAAAGCUUAGCUCCCUGCAUUGAGAAAAGCAUCUGCAAAGUGCUUUGGAGGAGGCUAGGUACGUUGCGCUGCCCUGCUCCUGCCAGCUGGUGGCGCUCUUUGGAUUUCAUGGUCUAGACCAGGGGUCGGCAAGGUUUACCUUGCCUGGGCUGGUUCACUCCAGCGGAGACCCCUCUGUGGGCCAGAUUGCACGAUUUCCAGUGUCUGUGUCUGCACAGAUGCUAUUUCCGGCGCCGCGAAAGCAAGUCCCUGCGCCGUGCUGUGCCAGUUUAGUGCAGAGCGCAGGGACUCACUGAGUGGGCGGCUUGGUUCGGGGGUGGCUCGUGGGCUGGUUAAACGACCCUGUGGGUCGCUUGUGGCUGACUCCUGGUUUAGAUUCUAGAGCAGCCUUUCUCAACCUGUGGGUCCCCAGAUGUUGUUGGACUACAACUCCCAUCACCCUAGCUAGCAAGGCCAGAGCUCAGGGAUGAUGGGAGUUGUAGUCCAACAACAUCUGGGGACCCACAGGUUGAGAAAGGCUGCUCUAGAGGGAAGGUAGAAGCUACUUGACUAGAUACUCGCAAAACAAACAUUCUCUUCCAGUAGUGAACAUUGAAUUUCUGUCAUUCCCAUUUGAGAUGUUGGGUGGCAUUUGUGCACCCAAAUGUCUGCCAGGGAGUGGUUGGAUGAGAAAGAAUGGUGGAAUCUGCCCAAUCAAGAGCUCCCCAGGGAAGGCGCAAAAGAAGAGGAUUUUGAACCUGGGCCUGGUAGUGGGACACGGGACACACCUGAGGAGGGGACAAGUUGGAAGUGCUAGAAACAGGGUGCUUGAGGGAUAGCGAAGAGACCGGAAAGAGCGAGUAGUUUUCCAUUUUGGAUGUAGGCACCAACAGCGAUGACAGAGGGGAGGCGGACCUUGCAGUUCUCCCUUGGGGCCAUUCUGACAGCUUCUUUGCUGAAAGCUUUCAAACCCUCCCCCCCACAAUCCUAGAACGUGAUGUUUAUUGCAGGCAUAGGCAAACUCGGCCCUCCAGAUGCUUUGGAACUACAAUUCCCAUCAUCCCUGAACACUGGUCC